Tribolium madens (black flour beetle) is the source of this 1842-nucleotide messenger RNA. RefSeq names its product cysteine desulfurase, mitochondrial (gene Nfs1). Gene Ontology annotation, cellular component: nucleus; cytosol; mitochondrion. Gene Ontology annotation, biological process: [2Fe-2S] cluster assembly. NCBI's taxonomy places the organism in Eukaryota, Metazoa, Arthropoda, Insecta, Coleoptera, Tenebrionidae. The transcript is spliced from 8 exons. Gene Ontology annotation, molecular function: pyridoxal phosphate binding; cysteine desulfurase activity. The record is from RefSeq and is a predicted model, not a curated record. The coding region runs from base 99 to 1439 and encodes 446 amino acids.
GGUUAAUCUCUUGCAUCACUUCCGGUCAUAAAACCAAAUGUCAAAUGUCAACACUUUUAAUCUGAGAUUUUAACCGAUAGUUGUAAGCAGAAUUAAUUAUGUACCGAUAUUUUUUAAAAUUACGUCCGGUGUUGUCACACAAGCUGAAGUCCAAAUGUUCCUAUAGCCAGACAACUCUCGACAAAAUCGUAGCUGGCAAUAUUUAUAGUAUUAAAGAUGAUGCUAUUGUUGGAAGGCCACUUUAUAUGGACGCACAAGCUACCACACCACUUGACCCCAGAGUCUUAGACGCAAUGUUACCUUACCUUACGUCAUAUUACGGCAAUCCCCAUUCGCGGACACAUGCCUACGGGUGGGAAUCAGAGGCUGCUGUUGAAAAAUCGCGAAAACAAAUUGCUAGUAUUAUAGGAGCUGACCCUAAAGAAAUUAUCUUUACAUCUGGGGCUACCGAGAGUAAUAAUAUUGCAGUGAAAGGAGUAGCGAGGUUUUAUGGGGCGAAAAAGAAACACAUUAUUACGACACAAACUGAACAUAAAUGUGUGUUGGAUUCUUGUCGUGCAUUAGAAGCUGAAGGUUUCAAAGUUACGUAUUUGCCAGUCGGGCAAAACGGAAUUAUCAGUCUAGAAGACUUAGAUAGGAGUAUCACACCUGAAACGUCUUUAGUUUCUAUAAUGACCGUAAAUAAUGAAAUAGGAGUCAAACAACCAAUUGCCGAAAUUGGGAGACUUUGUAAACAGAAAAAAGUUUUUUUUCACACAGAUGCGGCUCAAGCCGUUGGUAAAAUCUCACUUGAUGUUAACAGUAUGAACAUUGAUUUAAUGUCAAUUAGUGGACACAAAAUAUAUGGCCCCAAAGGAGUUGGGGCUCUGUAUGUGCGGCGAAGGCCUAGAGUUCGCGUUGAACCUGUUCAGAGUGGAGGGGGGCAAGAACGUGGUAUCAGAAGUGGCACCGUUCCUACUCCCCUAGCUGUAGGAAUAGGUGAAGCUUGUGCUAUUAGUGAGAGAGAAAUGCCUUCUGACCAUGCAUGGAUGGAAAAGUUGAGCAAGAGAUUAAUUGAUACGAUUUUCGGAGCUUUGAGUCACGUGAUCAGAAAUGGGGACCCUGUUGAGACGUAUCCGGGGUGUGUCAACUUGUCUUUUGCUUUUGUUGAAGGGGAAUCACUGCUAAUGGCCUUGAAAGACGUGGCGCUUUCUAGCGGAUCGGCUUGUACUUCAGCCUCUUUGGAACCGUCCUACGUUUUGAGAGCGAUCGGGGCUGACGAAGACUUGGCUCACAGUUCAAUCAGAUUUGGGUUUGGCCGCUUUACGACAAUGGAAGAAGUCGACUACACAGCAAAAAAGUGCAUCCAACACGUGACCAGAUUACGUGAAAUGAGCCCCUUGUGGGAAAUGACACAGGAGGGAAUUGAUAUUAAGACCAUCAAGUGGUCUCAACAUUGAACAUACCCAAUUACAAAAUUACAAUCUUCGUAAAAAUUAUUAUUGUCAUAUGCUGCGUCUUGUCUCACGUGAAAAUUUACAACAUAAUUGGCAUUGGUUCGUUGCACGGAAAUGGCAAACGGGUCAGUAGGGUGGAAAGUAAACGCCACCAGUCUUCGAGCUGAGGGGUACAUCAGUCGUGUACCGCCGGCGAAAAUCUGGAAUUUUAAAAAUCCCGAAUCGCGACCGUAGAACCUGAAAAAAUUAAGUCCGAAUCUGUGAAACCCAACCGAAUCGACAAAAACUUCAGUUUGGCCAAUAUUAUAAUAAAAUAAGUUUCACUGUAUUCAAUAUUAGGUACAUCAAGCAAAAAUAUGUUAAAUACAACAGUUUUUUUAAUCACCAAACUGUGUGUAAAGUAGUC